This is a messenger RNA of Erpetoichthys calabaricus (reedfish), 2130 nucleotides long. It is a transcript of the gene gucy1b2, whose product is annotated as guanylate cyclase 1, soluble, beta 2. Lineage: Eukaryota; Metazoa; Chordata; Cladistia; Polypteriformes; Polypteridae. The record is from RefSeq and is a predicted model, not a curated record. Gene Ontology annotation, molecular function: guanylate cyclase activity; heme binding. The transcript has 15 exons. Gene Ontology annotation, cellular component: guanylate cyclase complex, soluble. The coding region runs from base 1 to 2130 and encodes 709 amino acids. Gene Ontology annotation, biological process: cGMP biosynthetic process; response to oxygen levels.
AUGGAAGAGGGAUUUGAAGAAUCCAUAAAAGCUCACCUGUUUUCCAGUUCUGCCCUCAUUUAUGAAGGAGCUGAAGGAAGAAGACCAUAUGGUUUCAUUAACACCUGUUUGAAAUCACUUGUUGUUGAAAAGUUUGGGGAAGAAACAUGGGAGAAACUAAGAAUGCAGGCUGAAGUUCAAGAUACAUUUAUGACUUAUGAAGUUUAUGAGGAUGCUAUUACACUUAGACUGGUUCAAGAGUCUUGUAAAAUGUUAAACGUGUCUGCAGAAGCUGUGCUGAAACUCUUUGGUGAGUUUUUCUUUAGUUUUUGCAAGAUGUCUGGUUAUGACAGAAUGCUGCGUACGCUUGGAAGAAGCCUCAUGGAAUUCAUUGAAAAUCUAGAUGCUCUUCAUAGUUACCUUGCCCUCUCAUAUCAGGAAAUGAAUGCACCAUCUUUUAGAGUGGAAAGGACGGCAGAUGGAGAGAUGCUGCUGCAUUAUUAUUCUGACAGACGAGGUCUCUAUCACAUAGUGCCAGGUAUUAUUGAAGCAGUUGCAAAGGAUUUCUUUAGUAGUGAAGUGGAUAUGAAAGUUCUGAAUCAAUUUGAAGAGGAGGAGCAAACUGGCAAAAAGGAACAUGUUGUAUUUCUAGUAACUCAAAGGAAGACUACGAAAAAAAGGAAAGCAAAGGAUGCCAAAAUCAUAAGCAAACAAGAAGAGAAAGAGAUAAAAAAAGAGAUGGAGGAGGCUCUGAAGAAAAUGAAGUUAAAUUAUUCCGUUUUGCCCAAUUACCCAGUAAAAAGAACACACUGGGAUAUUGUGAGGAGCAUUGUUAUGUUUAGCCACGGUAAUUUAUCUAAUUAUUUUACACCAUCCUACCCAGAGAAGCUCUGGAUUGAAGAAAAAACCUUCUGCAAUGCAUUCCCUUUUCAUAUUGUUUUUGAUAAUGCACUCAAAGUGAAACAUGCAGGAGUCAACAUUCAAAAAUUUGUUCCAGGUUUACAGACUAAAGAUAUUCAGUUGGAUGAGUAUUUUAGCAUUGUUCACCCUGCUGUAACCUUUACCAUUGAUGGCAUUAGAAAAUUUAUCAACAGCCAAUUUGUACUGAAAGCACGCAGUGAAAUGAUGCCUGAAUUCUAUAGGAAUCAGCCUGCGCUCAAAUUAAGAGGACAAAUGCUAUGGAUGGAGACAGUUGACUGCAUGAUAUACCUCUGCUCUCCAAAGUUGCGCAGCUUGAAAGAGCUGGAAGACAGGAAGAUGUAUAUUUCUGAUAUUGCUCAGCACGACACUACCAGAGAUCUAAUUCUACUGAAUCAGCAGCGUUUGGCUGAGAUUGAGCUCUCCAAUCAGCUUGAGAGGAAGAAGGAGGAACUCCGUAUCCUCUCUAGAAACUUGGAGAUUGAAAAAAAGAAGACUGAGACAUUGCUUUAUGCUAUGUUACCCCAACAUGUGGCCAAUCUGCUCAAAGAGGGGAAGAAGGUGGAAGCAGGAGAGUUCAAAGUUUGCACAAUCCUGUUUAGUGAUGUUGUAACUUUUACCAACAUAUGUGCUGCUUGUGAGCCAAUACAAAUUGUGAACAUGCUGAACUCAAUGUACUCAAGGUUUGACAGAUUAACCAACAUUCAUGAUGUCUACAAAGUGGAAACUAUUGGGGAUGCCUACAUGGUGGUAGGUGGCGUGCCAGUUCCAGCCGAUUCUCAUGCUGAGCGAGUUGCAAAUUUUGCUCUGGGUAUGCGAAUAGCUGCACGAGAAGUAAAGAGCCCAGUCACAGGACAACCCAUCCAGAUUAGAGUCGGGAUUCACACUGGGCCAGUACUAGCAGGAGUGGUUGGAGAAAAGAUGCCUAGGUACUGUUUGUUUGGAGACACCGUAAACACAGCUUCUAGAAUGGAAAGCCACGGGGUGCCUGAUAAAAUACAUCUAAGUCCUACUGCCUACAGUGCUCUAAAAAAGAAAGUUUUUGAAAUACAUGAGAGAGGAGAAAUAGAAGUUAAAGGAAAAGGAAAAAUGUCCACCUACUUUCUGAUCCAAAAUCUGGAGCUUUCUGAGGAUGAAAUCAUGGGUCAAGCAGUGGUGCAUUCUUCUUCAGCACUUGAUCAGGAAGACAUACAAUCACAUAGCAGUGAUACUGGUAGGUGGAAAGAGUCGUAG